UGAGUAUUUAGCGAAUAGUAUUGGCAAACCUGUCUAGGAGGAAGAUGGCGUCACAAGUAUUCGUUAGGAGUGUAAUUAGUGGUAUAAAAACGAGAACAGCGAUACAAUGGAAUGGCUGUGCAGUGCACACCGCAGCCGUGCAGCGCACUGACAAUGUCGACAAGGCACUGGACGUAAAUGAGGCCACCCAGGUGGAAACUAAGUAUGCGCUCAUGAGGACAGAUGAAGUGUCUCAUCAGAAGCAGCUUGAAGGCUACAUAACUGUGGAUCAGCCGAUGAACAUUUCUGCUAUUACUGGGGUCCCUGAAGAACACAUCAAGACUCGCCUGGUAAGAAUCUACAGACCGUGCAAGAAUGCCAUGCAAUCCGUUACUGACAACACCCAACGGUGGGAGAUUGAGUUUGAAACCAGGGAACGCUGGGAAAACCCACUCAUGGGCUGGGCAUCCACGGGUGACCCUCUCUCCAACUUAAAGGUUGAAUUUGACACCGAAGAUGAUGCCAUUGCUUUCUGUGAGAAGAAUGGAUGGAAAUGGUUUGUGGAGAAGCAGAAGGAAAAGGCGAUGAAGCCAAAGUCCUAUGGAAUAAACUUUUCGUGGAACAAGAGGACGAGAGUUUCCACAAAGUAAAGAAAGUAUCUCGAUGUCUAGUGUGUGGCUCUGUAUAAUUGUAUUUAGAACAAUAAAAUAUUAUGCUCUGUAGA
Zootermopsis nevadensis is the source of this 703-nucleotide messenger RNA. RefSeq names its product NADH:ubiquinone oxidoreductase subunit 18. Gene Ontology annotation, cellular component: respiratory chain complex I. Gene Ontology annotation, biological process: electron transport chain. The record is from RefSeq and is a predicted model, not a curated record. Lineage: Eukaryota; Metazoa; Arthropoda; Insecta; Blattodea; Termopsidae.